Molecule: messenger RNA, 2811 nt
Organism: Colletotrichum graminicola M1.001
Lineage: Eukaryota; Fungi; Ascomycota; Sordariomycetes; Glomerellales; Glomerellaceae
Exons: 3
Coding region: 1-2811 (936 amino acids)
Biological process (GO): mismatch repair
Cellular component (GO): mismatch repair complex
Molecular function (GO): ATP hydrolysis activity; ATP binding; ATP-dependent DNA damage sensor activity
Source: RefSeq, a predicted model, not a curated record
AUGUCUAUUAAGCCCCUGCCCGAAGAUGUCACCCGCCGCAUGAGGUCGUCUGCCACCGUGACCUCCAUCAACGGUGUCGUCUGCGGCCUCAUCAAGAACUCCUUGGAUGCAGGUGCUACCAGACUCAAAAUCGCCAUAGACUACUCUCGUGGCAACUGCAUCGUCGAGGAUGAUGGUUCGGGCAUUUUACCCGUCGAAUUCCGAGAGACGGGCGGGCUUGGCAGACAGCACCACACAUCGAGAAACGCAACUGAAUAUGAGUCCCACGGCGCCAACGGCAACUUCCUCGCCUCGGUAGCUGCCCUGUCUCUCUUGACCAUCACCUCUCACCACCAUCUGCACAACUCGCAAAACUCACUCACCAUCCACAAUUCGCGUGUCUUGGCCCGUAACAUCCCCGCACUGCCAGAACAGCGUCUGGUCACUUUCAACCAUGGCACCCGUGUUACCGUUAGAGACCUUUUCGGCUCCAUGGCCGUUCGAGUCAAGCAGAGAGCUGCGGUCUCCGAGAAGGCCGCCGUCGACAGGGAAUGGAGUCGGUUGGUGCACGAUGUCGUUGCCAUCCUGUUGGCUUGGCCUUCUGACGUGGCCCUCUUCGUCCGAGACACCGUCAGCAACAACGAGACACACUUUAGGCCCACCGCCACCCCCAGGUCGGACAUAUUGACUCGUUCAUCACGCAUUCUGGCUCAGUCGGGUCUUGUGGACGGCUUGGGCCAAGCGCCCUGGACUCCCAUCGGAGCGUCUGUAGGAAAACUGAGCAUUCAAGGAUGCAUAUCCUUGAACCCGGCCGCCACCCGGCGAGCUCAGUUCAUCAGCUUCGGCAUCCACCCUGUGACUAACGAACAUGGGACAAAUAUCUUGUACAGCGAGGUUAAUCGUGUCUUCGCCAAAUCUGGUUUUACCAUGGAGGAGGAGGCAAAGGAGGAUGUGGCCAUUUCCAGCGAAUCGCCCCUGACAACAUGGGGCGCAUCUUCGGGCAAGAUUACCCGGUCAAAGCGUGGUUUGGAACGGUGGCCCAUGUUCUACUUUCGAAUCAGCUCUACUUCGCGAACACGCCCGCUUCUAAGCUACUCCAUUGAGGAUCUUCUUGAUGCCCGCAAUUGCACCCUUGCCGAUAUGAUCGACCUACUCAAGUUGGUCUGCUACGAGUUCUUGAAAAAGCACCACUUUCGUCCACACAAGGUCACCACUUCUCUUCGCGGGUCUUCGAAACACAAGCAAAAAGAUGGGCUCAGCGCAGCGUACCCGAGGGAAGAAGACAACCGGCCAUUGACGGCCUCGUUUCCAUCUAGCCGAUCCAACUCUGUCACGCCUAUAUCGAGAUCACAAUCUCCUUUUGAUCUGUGGCAACGAGUGAAAGUCGGACGAGUACUAGAAGGCAAGAGGAAAUCGGGUGCAUCGACUCCUACAUCAUCUCAAGCUUCCUGUGCAAAGGCCGCGACGCCUCUUUCAGAGGAGGACUUGGAAGGUACCGGGGCUUUACAGCCCAGCUUGCGAUUUCUUGACGAUUCGGGGAAUCUGUUGCGCAAACCCUUUGAAGACUUGGAUACAAAUUUCUUCUCCAAGGGGAAUGAGCCAAGAGAGCGCGGCUGCGUGCGUCCACUGAGCCCCGCCACCGACGAACAGGUCCAUUCACACCGUGAAACUUCGGGCCACACAACGGAUGGUGACCAAGUCUCGCCUUUGGAAGAGCCCUUAGGUGCAUCCCAAACGCCAAAAGACAUCGAACCAGAGCCUCUUUCCUCAUCCCAGUUCUUCGCAGCAAGCCGCAAUCAAUCACAGCGGCAGGAACCUAGCGGAUGGCUCAGAGGGCUGUUUUCUCAAUGGGAAAACCCAGUCUUCCAGCCUGCUGAGCCUCCCGUGCCUCGCCUUGACGAAGGGACAAUGGGAGGGCCCGACCGAGCAGCGAUUCAGUCCCUCGACCUGGACGCCGAGUGCUCCCAUGGAACCCACACGUCCAACAUCAAACUGUCCGGGCGCAUAUCCAAAGCUGCCCUGGCGGACGCGGAGGUGGUCUCGCAGGUUGACCAGAAGUUCAUUCUGGUAAAACUAAGACGAGAUCAGGUUUCCGGCAGCGGUCGACCUGACUCGCAGUCCAAUUCCGUUCUGGUCCUUGUGGAUCAGCACGCUGCUGAUGAGAGAUGCCGACUUGAAGCUUUGAUGCGUGACUACUUCCGUCCGGCGAAAGGGUCGGGAGAGGUGGUUGCAAAGACAGAAACGGUGCAGAAGCCUCUGCGAUUCGAGUUCUCGGCCAAAGAGUGCAAAAUGCUGCGCAAGUAUAAUCAUUAUUUUCGCCGAUGGGGUGUAUUCUAUGAGAUAGAGGAACCCGAGGAGGCUCAGUGGCGGCACAGGAGCAAACAGCUCUGCAAGGUGGACGUAACAGGUCUGCCACCGAGCAUUCUCGAGAGGUGCCGGUCAGAGCCGAGAUUGCUCGCCGAACUACUUCUGCAGGAGGUAUGGAGAGCAGAAGAAGGGGAAGUGCCGCCGGUUCGACCCUUGUCCCUCGCCAAUGGAGGCCUCGGUCACGAUGUUGACUGGGUGUCCAACUUUCACGGGUGUCCCCAAGGAAUUCUCGCCUUGCUCAACUCGAGAUCCUGUCGGAGCGCCAUCAUGUUUAACGAUGUUCUGUCCAAAGACGAAUGCGAGUCUCUUGUAUUGCGUCUCAGUCAAUGCUCGUUUCCUUUUCAAUGUGCGCAUGGGAGACCAUCCAUGGUGCCUCUGGUUGAUAUGAGAACGUUGAAUAUGAACCAGGAAUUACACCUAGACAGUUUUGGAAGCCGAUUAAAGCAAUCCGGCCUGACAAAGUAA